This is a messenger RNA of Neurospora crassa OR74A, 5164 nucleotides long. RefSeq lists its product as hypothetical. The coding region runs from base 261 to 5069 and encodes 1602 amino acids. The record is from RefSeq and is a predicted model, not a curated record. Gene Ontology annotation, biological process: tRNA methylation. Lineage: Eukaryota; Fungi; Ascomycota; Sordariomycetes; Sordariales; Sordariaceae. The transcript is spliced from 4 exons. Gene Ontology annotation, cellular component: cytosol.
CCUUUGAAGAUCCCAAAAUUUCACAACUCGUCGCUCAUACUUUACACGAGUGCCCAGCAGAGAGGUGGAUUACUUACUAUCACAGUAACUUCAGGCCCUCACUAACUCUCACUGGGGGGCUCAUUGACGGUCAGGCACUUACCACUCUUCGCUCCUUCUUUAUUGCCUCCCUUUCCCAGUCAUCAUCACUCUGCAACGAAGUCUCGGAUGCACGUCUAAACCCGGUCCCUCAAUCAUAACUUCCCUUUUGGACUGCGGGGAUGGAGUCAACCCAAGUCCAGCAAAAUGCCCCCGGCAGCAGCACCAUUGACACGGACGCUCUGCUAGCCGGACUGGGCCCCGAAGUGUUUGAAAAUGCCAACACCAUCACCAAGUGGCUGUUGUCACAACCCACCGAGUCACUCCCAGCCAUCGCACAGGCAGUAUUUGCCAAGUUGUUCAGCAAUGCCUCUGAGUCUCGCCAGUAUCACGGCAACGGUCACGAUGUCGUAAGGCUCUGCAGCUUUGUUCAGCAAUGCGCCAAGGCCAAAGACGAGAAGCUGAAGGAAUGGGCCUUCACCGAGCCCGUCUCAACGAAGCUGUUCCAUUUCUACCUUGAGUGGUAUGAACACGACCCGCAUCGUGCCCUGAGACUGAUUCUUGAUGUCCUUGUGGCCUCGGCGACCAUUAAUCCCAAACCCGAGACAGGGAAGGCAGUGAAGGAACACAUCCUCAAGACCAUCGUGGAGAUUGUCGCUCGCAAGUCUGCCAUGCAACUGACCAAGUCUGGCCUGCAGUGUCUGGACCACUUCUUGAACAAAAAGGUUCUUUCCCUCGACGAUGUUGCUCGCAAGUAUCGCGAGGUCGACUCUUCUGUCGCCGACCUAUCUCAUCUCUCCGUGUGGAAGUCCUUUGUUUUUGAGCUGUUCUCGUGGAUGGAGCUUCCCUACGUCUGCCCUCAUGCCGGCAAAUGUCUUGUGCAUAUUUUUAAGGGUUUAACUGGCCAGGCUGCUGCUGCGGCCCAAAAAAGCGAAAAGUUCACUGUCGAGGUCUGGAAGACGUGGCUACAGGAGGCUGUGGCCCAGAGACCAGCAGUCUUGGAGGAUAUCAAGAACUACGUCCUAGUUCCUAUUUUCAAGACUGACAAGGUCGAAUCUCUGAAGCUGCUCGAGGCGUUUAACCGCAGCGAGAUACCCGUCGGAUCUACACAGGAUCUGACCGAUCUGACUCUCUUGCUCCAGUUGGCGACACUCGAGACCGGCAAGCGGUUUGGUCUCGUGGAAGAACCCAGCAAUGAUAUUGACGCUUCUCAGUCUUCAAGCAAGGUAAUUCUUCGGGACACUGUCCUCGAAAGCUUCCUCACACAUCCUUCCCUCUCCGUCAGAUCCAGCGCUUUCUCCUUGUUGGUCUCAUCCCAGGCCACUACGAAGCCCUUUUCCCGGAUAGCGUUUGACCUACUCAGGAAGCACCUCGCCGCCUUCCAUGCCGACUUUGACGCCAAAUUGCGCAACGAGGUGCUCGGCUAUACGAAGAACCUGAUUCGGCGUGUUAAAAACGUCAUCUCCGUUGCCCAGAGAAGCCUUGCCCAAGCAGCCAGCAAGCAGAACCCGGCGCCUGCGGACAAGGAUACGACAUCAUCAAAGAAGAAGCCCGCUCCUGAGAACUUGUUGAAGAGUCCCACCGAGGCCAGGGAGGUACUUGACCGCCACGAGGCUUUCUUCUCGUGGUACCUUGGGUUUUUGAAGGGUGAGCUUUUGCCCACAACGUCUUACCAACGCCACAUCACAGCCAUGAGAGCGGCACUUUUGGCGUUGAAGGUUGGAAAACACGCUGGUGCCACGGAUGAUGUUGUCGAUGAGGACGUUUCAAAGUCAAUAUCUUCAGAUUUCACUUGGAUCCGCCUUCUUCUGGAUCUACUCUUGGACCCUUUUGACGAUGUCAGAGACUCCGCCUCUAACCUUCUGGGGUUGUUCUCUCAAGGAAUCAUCAAGUCCCCCGCACAACCCAGUCUCAAUAGCAAGACCCAACUCGAGGUCCUGCAAGACUUUUGCCUAAAAGCCCGGGCUUUGGCAGACAGAACUGGCCGCGCUGAUCACGGUGACGGCGCUGCUCGCUCCCAGGGACUUCUGUGCCGAUGGUUGGAUGGUGCAGAUCUCCAAAUUGCUCACAUUUCCAAGAUCAUCAGUGGUCUUGAAGACAAGGUUACAAAGGCAGAGAAGGACUUGGGCCACGCUGCCAUUGAGAACCCCGUACAUCCAGAUUUUGCCGCCAUCAGCUAUGCGUGGCCUGUGCUGGCCAAAGAGAGCUUUUCCGAAACACAGUUGGAAGCCAUCCAUCAAUUAUAUCAGCGCGUCUUCGACUGUGCCAAGCGUAUUUGGGUAGCAGUCAGGCAUGUGCUAUGCGAUGACUCUCCGGAAGGCCACUUGCCCGAGGAGAUGGAGGAAAUCGAGGGAUUGGACACCAAAGACCUAUUGAGUUACAGUUUCCGUGCAGUUCACGAGUCGAGCAACCUGAUGCGACUGAUGCUCCAGACGUUGCGUCUCACUCCAGGCCCGGGAGUGCCGUUCCCUCCUUUGCCCGUUUUCCAAGCUACCGGGUACUUGACGUUUGAGCAGCUUUCCAGCUUGAGGCAUCGUGGUGCUUUCUCUACGGUAUCUCUUACUUUUACGACAUGUUGCCAGCUUACACAAAAGCUCCCCAUUGUCUUCCCCGAGACUGCAGGGUCCAACACUUUGCUUCGCGAAUGGUACAAGGGCACAAUCAACUGCAUCAUGAGUCAGGCCUCCACCACCCGUCGCUCUGCGGGUAUUCCUUCUCUAGUUGCCGGCAUCCUGACAGCCAACGCUGAAUCGCCCUCGUUCAACGAGGUUUUCAGCGAGCUUGAGGAGAUUGGCAAGAAGCCGGUCACGCAAGCGGAAACUGAUGGAUCGAACUUGCCACAAGUACAUGCUCUGAAUUCGCUCAGAGAGAUCUUCAAGAGCUCAUUAUUGAGCAAGAAGGCCGAGGCUUACCUGGCCAGGACUUUGCAGCUGGCUGCAAACAACCUAAAGUCCGAAGUAUGGGCCAUUCGCAACUGCGGUCUCCUGUUGCUGAGGAGUCUUAUCGACUGCUUGCUUGGAACGGGUGAGAGCAAGGCCAUCAUCGAAUCGGGCUGGGACGGUGUCUCCGUUCGUAUUUCUUAUAACAAGUACCCAACACUGCCAGGUGUUAUUCUGGGACUGUUGGAGUCUGCCAACAAGGCUCUUGGUGAAGAUGCAAAGACAGCCGCCGCGGAGGCCGUCUUCCCGGCAUUGGACAUCAUUCGUCGUGCCGGCCCCCCCGAGUCUUACCGCGCUGAACUCCAAGGUCAUAUUGAAGGCUACCUCGAUAGCCACCUCUGGCACGUCAGAGAAAUUGCGGCCAGGACACUCUGCUCCUUCCUUCUUCAAGGAGAUUGGGUCGCAGAAAUCCAGCGGCUCCUUGAGGAGUCUGAGGAUCGCGCCAACCGCAUCCAUGGUGUCCUCCUGCUGACAAGAUUUGUUCUGGAGCGCAAGACCAGCCUGGGUGCGGAUGUUUCCGAAGAUACAUCCAAACUCAAGGUUCUCCUUCGCAGGCUUGCCGACGAGAGUGACAACUUCAAGACAUGCCCCGUCGUCAAGGCUGCCUACCUUGAGAUAUUCAACAUUUUGGCAAGCAUCGAUCCCAUCGUCAACCAGUCGGCCCUUGAACUCAUCGCCAUCACUCCAGGCUCUGAUUCAGCCACGGUGAUGGACAAGACCAAGCAAUACCCAUCUUCGGCUCUCCUGGAUGCAGAGGCUGUGAUCGCCAGCGUCUACCACGCCGCAGCAGUCUCCGACACUAAGGUCCUACGGGCGCUUUUUCUGCACACCCUUAGCAAGGACAUCAACACUACUCAGCGAUUGCUUGAGAUGGUCCCUAUCGCCUGGAAGUCCAUCACUACCACCGAAGCCAUUGGAGGUCUCUCCAACCUUUACGCCGAAGUCUGCACUACCACCGCCGCUACUCCCGAUAUCAAAGCAGCGGCGAUCUCUAACCUCGGCGAUCUCAUCGAUGCCCUUCUCCAGGAAGGUCGUCAAGCUGAGCUUAUCGGCCUCCCCUUCAUGGCCACCAUCGAACAAACCUGGAAGGGUCUCCAGCAAGGCGAGAUCAACCCCAACCUCUCCUGCGCCAUCAUCCGAGCCAGCGGUUCCCUCAUGGCCGCCCUUGCUCUUCGCAGCGCUACCACCACCACCACCGCCGCCUGUGGCGGAAUCGACAACCAGAUGGCCCAACGUCUCCGGGCCUGGGGCGCCAUGAUGGCCGACGCGCUCGACAUCGACAAUACCUUCGACACGCGCUAUGCGGCCGCCUCUUCUCUGACCUCUUUCUUCACCGGCUUCGUGUCUACAACAGAAGCAAACUGGUCCCCAGCUUUCCUGCCUGCACUCUCGGCGCUCUACGACGCCCUAAUUGACGACGACGACGAGGUCCGCGAUCUUGCUUCCGCCGCUGCCGCGCCCGUGGUCGGACAGCAGAUGGUUCCCCCCUCGGCAGCUGAUCGCCUAGCGGUCUGGAUGUCCGAGACGUUCUUUGGGCAAGAGGAGUUCCAAGAGCACUUGGUGUCUCGUCUCACAACCGGCAAUUCCUCCCCAGUUGCUGAAAAGUCUUCCGAGUUGACCUCGGCAGCGGAACAGCUCGUCACCGCUUUGCAGUUCGACGACUCACUCUUUGCCACUGAGGAGCAGAAUCUGUUUAUUGAUGAGGUGAGGGAGACUAGACGCUGGCAGCGGGAGCUCAUCGCCCGUGCCUCUGCUUCUGGGUCUUCUGACGUCCUCUCGUCCGGGCCUGCGUUCGCCAAGCUGAGCAAGUGGACGGAGGAAGGGCUGGAGUACCUUACCAGACUAGUACGGGCGAACAGUGAUGGGCCGCUAGAGUGGACAAGUGAUCAACAUGUGUUCGCGGCUUGUGCGAGGGUGUUGCUGUGCGCGGUUGCGGUGGUUAAGGUUGUCGGCGCCGAGUCGGCGGUUGGAGAGGCGUUGAAGGCGUUCAAGGAGGUUGCCAAGAAGGGAGGACUGCAUGGUAGUUUGUUGGAGAUUGUGGCGGCAGUGUGAGCGGGUGUUUGUUAGAAGUCUAAACCGUGGUGAUAGAUGUGCACUAGAGCGCACGAAGAGUCUUGAAUGCUAUUGUCUUUCCUGUCCUUGACCCC